Molecule: messenger RNA, 1689 nt
Organism: Daldinia caldariorum
Lineage: Eukaryota; Fungi; Ascomycota; Sordariomycetes; Xylariales; Hypoxylaceae
Exons: 2
Coding region: 1-1689 (562 amino acids)
Biological process (GO): phosphatidylcholine biosynthetic process
Source: RefSeq, a predicted model, not a curated record
AUGGCUGACAUAUUAAUUCUAAGAGGAACUGAGGCUCUUCGAAGAUCGGAGGGCACACAUACCGACGAUGAGGUCGCUUUAACUCCCGACGAUACAACUCCAUCUCCAUCUCUAGCCUCUUCACCUCACCAGCAACCCGUAGUCGAUCCGCGCAAAGUAGGCGACGACGCUUCUAACAGCCCUCGAAUAUCGAGGAACCCUUCCUUCUCGGGAAGCAGUUCCUAUCAUGAAGAUUGGGACUCGUAUCCCCCUCUAGACAGGUUAACUGUCCUGGACCUCCUCGACAACUUUGCUCUACCACAGCAGUUAGAGAAGCUGCAAAAGGGAAUAUCAGCACAGAGAGAAAAGGUCCGUAAAUCCCAAGCUGCUCUUAAGAAUAGAGGCCAGGUGGCCAAGGAACGCAUGGUCGAGGAGUGGCGGCGUAGGGUGCCCUCGGCGGACGAACAGUUGGUCAGGUACAGAAAACGGAUGAAGCAGAGUGUGGAGAAACUCGGCCGGCAAUGGAACGAUACCAAGGUUAUUACCAUGCGCGAGAAGGUCUCGUUCAUCGGUGGUGUUAUGAACAUUUUCAUCAGUGGUUACUUGUUGGGUGCUUUCCCCGAGUAUUUUCACAUCUGGUACACGGUCCAGCUCAUCUACUACAUGCCCAUCCGCUUUUAUACUUACAGGAAGCGCGGCUACCAUUACUUCUUAGCCGACCUGUGUUACUUCGUCAACUUACUACUCUUCCUCAGUAUCUGGGUCUUCCCGGCUUCUAAGAGACUGUUUAUUGCUGCGUAUUGCCUGGCUUUUGGAAACAACGCCGUGGCAAUUAUUAUGUGGCGUAAUUCGCUCGUGUUCCACGACUUCGACAAGGUCACAUCCCUGUUCAUACAUAUCAUGCCCUGCGUCACGCUUCAUUGCAUGGCUCACCUCUUCUCGCCAGAGGAUCAACGCGAACGAUUCCCCGCGCUCUGGACCAUUAAGACCUCUCCGCCAGGUUCCCCAACCGCUUACGGUAAUCUCGUAUCGAUGCUCGCCUGGUCCACGAUUCCAUAUGUUUUCUGGCAGCUCAGCUAUUACUUCUUCAUUACGGUUCGCCGGCGUGAAAAGAUCGCUGCCGGUCGCCCGACCUCUUUUACCUGGCUGCGCCGCUCGUACUCCAAGACCUGGAUCGGCAGGAUAGUGCUCUCAUUGCCAGAAACCCUGCAAGAGUUCGCCUUCAUGCUAAUCCAGUACUUAUAUGCUGUGUUGACCAUGUUGCCCUGUCCCCUGUGGUUUUAUAGCCGCUGGGCCUCGGCCGCCUUCCUUAUCAUAGUCUUUGUAUGGAGCGUAUAUAACGGUUCAACCUUUUACAUCGACGUCUUCGGAAAGCGCUUCCAGAAGGAGCUCGAGGCCAUGAAGGCUGAGGUUGCUAAGUGGCAGAACAGCCCCGAUGUGCUCGGGUCUCCGUCAAUGGCCCCUACUCCCGCGGUAGAGGCAGAAAUCAAGCUCGGCGCGGCCGAUACCGAAGAAGGCGCCGAUGUGACCGUCCGGGUCCAAGACCCUGCUAGCGGCCGGCGUUUAAGUGUGGAUGAGAUCCCAUUGUUACAUGAAGAGAGCACAACUAAAAACGGCGAAUCUCUGAAGAGUGAUUCGAUGGCCAGUGGUAUCGACGAGCGUAUUAACGAUACGGUGCGGGAAAGGAAACCCAUCGAAACAGUCUCGUAA